Molecule: messenger RNA, 7782 nt
Organism: Trichoplusia ni (cabbage looper)
Lineage: Eukaryota; Metazoa; Arthropoda; Insecta; Lepidoptera; Noctuidae
Exons: 2
Coding region: 123-7760 (2545 amino acids)
Source: RefSeq, a predicted model, not a curated record
CAAAUUUAAACGAACGAUCUCAUACGAAACACAAGUUUAAAACAUUUAGUUGACGUGUGAAACGAACGAAUUUCGCGUCCAAUGAGAAAAAGUGAUAUAAAAAAUAUCUACCAAUAUUCAAAAUGAGGACUGUUUAUUUACUGCUCCUUGUGUCCUUGUUUUGUCUGGUAAGCGCGAAAUAUUUGCCAGACGAAGGUUCUUCGAGGGCUCUGCUACGGAAGGAAAGGUCUGUAUCAGAAGAUUCAACAGAAACCAUCGAAAGUGGUGGUGAUGAUGACAAUGAUGAAAAGGAUGACGACGAAGAAGACGAGGAUGAGGGUGACUCAUCAGAGCGUAAGCUGAUUGAAAAACAAAUUAAACAGCAAGAGAAAAGGGAAAAAGAAGAACGAAAGAGACUGGAAAAAGAGCGCAAACAACAAGAAAAAUUGGAAGAGCAACAACAAAAACUACAAGAAAAACUUGAAAAGGAACAACGCAAGCUACAGGAAAAGCUUGAAAAGGAAGCACGUAAGCGUCAAGAAGAAGAACAAAAGAGGCAAGAAAAAUUAGCUAAAGAAGAACGCAAGCAAAAGGAAAAAGAAGCCAAAAGGUUAGCUGAAAUCGAAAAGAAAACAGCUGAAAACUCCAAACCAGUCGAUGGGAUUUCUGCAGAAUCUGCAGAAGACAAUGAAUCCAUAGAUUUGGAAGCUAUUUGGCAACAUUAUGUUUAUACCAAGUAUGGUGUACCUGCAAACAGCAGCGACUUAGUUAAAGAUGCUGCUAUUAACAGCUAUUUGAAACAAGAACUUGGUCUUAAUGCCAAUAGUUCCAAGACUGAAUAUCGCCAAGCAGUACUUCUAUUGGUCCAAAACAGAUUGUUGAAUGACACAGCUUCGCAAGAUAGUUUCCGCAAUUAUCUUAAGAGCCAUAUUAAUGCUGUUUACAUACAGAAGAUAAGUACGGAGAUAGAGAACAAAAUUGCUGAAUUGGAUAACGAUACUGCUCUGCUGAGAAAUGUAAGUUUGCCAUGGGCCGUUGAGGCACAGCAGGCUAUUAAACAAGAGAAAAGUAUCUUAUCAACGAUCGUCCAAUUUUUAUCUAACGCCGUUCCUAGUUGGUUAACUGGAGGACAAAGUGGUGCAGCCAGUAUCGUUGGUGUAGAAAGCAACAAUGGUGAAUUAGGUAUUGGAUCUGCAACUAAUAGACCCGGAUCUGGCAGUUUAUCAAAUGUUGCUUUUAUGAGCGAAAUUAUUCCUGGAUCAGUAGGUUUGGACGCAUCAGUUCCUAAUGAUGCUCUACCCGACGUUGCGUCUGUUGGUGUUCAAACAUCUAGCGUUGCCUCAAAUGGCAUUCCUGAAAUCAAUCCAAAUGGCAACCCGUUGAUUGACGUGGCAGCCUCUGUUGGAGGAAACUCCGUCACUGUUGCCCCUGAAGUCGUCCCUGCAGUUCCUGCCGACUCUGUAAAACCUGAAUCAUCGCUACUUGAUAUCGGUGCCAGUGUUUCGUUACCUAUCUUAGGCGACAACUCGUUGCUUGAUGUUAAUGCUUCUCUGGGUAAUAUAUUAGAUGUGGGAGCCUCGGUUGGAGGAAACUCCGCCACUGUUGCCCCUGAAGUCGCCCCUGCGGUUCCUGCCGACUCUGUAAAACCUGAAUCAUCGCUACUUGAUAUCGGAGCCAGUGUUUCGUUACCUAUCUUAGGCGACAGCUCGUUGCUUGAUGUUAAUGCUUCUCUGGGUAAUAUAUUAGAUGUGGGAGCCUCUGUUGGAGGAAACUCCGCCACUGUUGCCCCUGAAGUCGUCCCUGCGGUUCCUGCCGACUCAGUAAAACCUGAAUCAUCGCUACUUGAUAUCGGAGCCAGUGUUUCGUUACCUAUCUUAGGCGACAGCUCGUUGCUUGAUGUUAAUGCUUCUCUGGGUAAUAUAUUAGAUGUAGGAGCCUCGGUUGGAGGAAACUCCGCCACUGUUGCCCCCGAAGUCGUCCCUGCGGUUCCUGCCGACUCUGUAAAACCUGAAUCAUCGCUACUUGAUAUCGGUGCCAGUGUUUCGUUACCUAUCUUAGGCGACAGCUCGUUGCUUGAUGUUAAUGCUUCUCUGGGUAAUAUAUUAGAUGUGGGAGCCUCGGUUGGAGGAAACUCCGCCACUGUUGCCCCUGAAGUCGACCCUGCGAUUCCUGCCGACUCUGUAAAACCUGAAUCAUCGCUACUUGAUAUCGGUGCCAGUGUUUCGUUACCUAUCUUAGGCGACAACUCGUUGCUUGAUGUUAAUGCUUCUCUGGGUAAUAUAUUAGAUGUGGGAGCCUCGGUUGGAGGAAACUCCGCCACUGUUGCCCCUGAAGUCGUCCCUGCGGUUCCUGCAGACUCUGUAAAACCUGAAUCAUCGCUUCUUGAUAUCGGUGCCAGUGUUUCGUUACCUAAUAUCUUAGGCGACAACUCGUUGCUUGAUGUUAAUGCUUCUCUGGGUAAUAUAUUAGAUGUGGGAGCCUCGGUUGGAGGAAACUCCGCCACUGUUGCCCCUGAAGUCGUCCCUGCGGUUCCUGCCGACUCAGUAAAACCUGAAUCAUCGCUACUUGAUAUCGGUGCCAGUGUUUCGUUACCUAUCUUAGGCGACAGCUCGUUGCUUGAUGUUAAUGCUUCUCUGGGUAAUAUAUUAGAUGUGGGAGCCUCUGUUGGAGGAAACUCCGCCACUGUUGCCCCUGAAGUCGUCCCUGCGGUUCCUGCCGACUCUGUAAAACCUGAAUCAUCGCUACUUGAUAUCGGUGCCAGUGUUUCGUUACCUAUCAUAGGCGACAACUCGUUGCUUGAUGUUAAUGCUUCUCUGGGUAAUAUAUUAGAUGUGGGAGCCUCGGUUGGAGGAAACUCCGCCACUGUUGCCCCUGAAGUCGUCCCUGCAGUUCCUGCCGACUCUGUAAAACCUGAAUCAUCGCUCCUUGAUAUCGGUGCCAGUGUUUCGUUACCUAUCUUAGGCGACAGCUCGUUGCUUGAUGUUAAUGCUUCUCUGGGUAAUAUAUUAGAUGUGGGAGCCUCGGUUGGAGGAAACUCCGCCACUGUUGCCCCUGAAGUCGUCCCUGCAGUUCCUGCCGACUCUGUAAAACCUGAAUCAUCGCUUCUUGAUAUCGGUGCCAGUGUUUCGUUACCUAAUAUCUUAGGCGACAACUCGUUGCUUGAUGUUAAUGCUUCUCUGGGUAAUAUAUUAGAUGUGGGAGUCUCGGUUGGAGGAAACUCCGCCACUGUUGCCCCUGAAGUCGUCCCUGCGGUUCCUGCCGACUCUGUAAAACCUGAAUCAUCGCUACUUGAUAUCGGUGCCAGUGUUUCGUUACCUAUCUUAGGCGACAGCUCGUUGCUUGAUGUUAAUGCUUCUCUGGGUAAUAUAUUAGAUGUGGGAGCCUCUGUUGGAGGAAACUCCGCCACUGUUGCCCCUGAAGUCGUCCCUGCGGUUCCUGCCGACUCAGUAAAACCUGAAUCAUCGCUACUUGAUAUCGGAGCCAGUGUUUCGUUACCUAUCUUAGGCGACAGCUCGUUGCUUGAUGUUAAUGCUUCUCUGGGUAAUAUAUUAGAUGUGGGAGCCUCUGUUGGAGGAAACUCCGCCACUGUUGCCCCUGAAGUCGUCCCUGCGGUUCCCGCCGACUCUGUAAAACCUGAAUCAUCGCUACUUGAUAUCGGUGCCAGUGUUUCGUUACCUAUCUUAGGCGACAACUCGUUGCUUGAUGUUAAUGCUUCUCUGGGUAAUAUAUUAGAUGUGGGAGCCUCGGUUGGAGGAAACUCCGCCACUGUUGCCCCUGAAGUCGUCCCUGCAGUUCCUGCCGACUCUGUAAAACCUGAAUCAUCGCUUCUUGAUAUCGGUGCCAGUGUUUCGUUACCUAAUAUCUUAGGCGACAACUCGUUGCUUGAUGUUAAUGCUUCUCUGGGUAAUAUAUUAGAUGUGGGAGCCUCGGUUGGAGGAAACUCCGCCACUGUUGCCCCUGAAGUCGUCCCUGCAGUUCCUGCCGACUCUGUAAAACCUGAAUCAUCGCUACUUGAUAUCGGUGCCAGUGUUUCGUUACCUAUCUUAGGCGACAACUCGUUGCUUGAUGUUAAUGCUUCUCUGGGUAAUAUAUUAGAUGUGGGAGCCUCGGUUGGAGGAAACUCCGCCACUGUUGCCCCUGAAGUCGCCCCUGCGGUUCCUGCCGACUCUGUAAAACCUGAAUCAUCGCUACUUGAUAUCGGAGCCAGUGUUUCGUUACCUAUCUUAGGCGACAGCUCGUUGCUUGAUGUUAAUGCUUCUCUGGGUAAUAUAUUAGAUGUGGGAGCCUCUGUUGGAGGAAACUCCGCCACUGUUGCCCCUGAAGUCGUCCCUGCGGUUCCUGCCGACUCAGUAAAACCUGAAUCAUCGCUACUUGAUACCGGAGCCAGUGUUUCGUUACCUAUCUUAGGCGACAGCUCGUUGCUUGAUGUUAAUGCUUCUCUGGGUAAUAUAUUAGAUGUAGGAGCCUCGGUUGGAGGAAACUCCGCCACUGUUGCCCCCGAAGUCGUCCCUGCGGUUCCUGCCGACUCUGUAAAACCUGAAUCAUCGCUACUUGAUAUCGGUGCCAGUGUUUCGUUACCUAUCUUAGGCGACAGCUCGUUGCUUGAUGUUAAUGCUUCUCUGGGUAAUAUAUUAGAUGUGGGAGCCUCGGUUGGAGGAAACUCCGCCACUGUUGCCCCUGAAGUCGACCCUGCGAUUCCUGCCGACUCUGUAAAACCUGAAUCAUCGCUACUUGAUAUCGGUGCCAGUGUUUCGUUACCUAUCUUAGGCGACAACUCGUUGCUUGAUGUUAAUGCUUCUCUGGGUAAUAUAUUAGAUGUGGGAGCCUCGGUUGGAGGAAACUCCGCCACUGUUGCCCCUGAAGUCGUCCCUGCGGUUCCUGCAGACUCUGUAAAACCUGAAUCAUCGCUUCUUGAUAUCGGUGCCAGUGUUUCGUUACCUAAUAUCUUAGGCGACAACUCGUUGCUUGAUGUUAAUGCUUCUCUGGGUAAUAUAUUAGAUGUGGGAGCCUCGGUUGGAGGAAACUCCGCCACUGUUGCCCCUGAAGUCGUCCCUGCGGUUCCUGCCGACUCAGUAAAACCUGAAUCAUCGCUACUUGAUAUCGGUGCCAGUGUUUCGUUACCUAUCUUAGGCGACAGCUCGUUGCUUGAUGUUAAUGCUUCUCUGGGUAAUAUAUUAGAUGUGGGAGCCUCUGUUGGAGGAAACUCCGCCACUGUUGCCCCUGAAGUCGUCCCUGCGGUUCCUGCCGACUCUGUAAAACCUGAAUCAUCGCUACUUGAUAUCGGUGCCAGUGUUUCGUUACCUAUCAUAGGCGACAACUCGUUGCUUGAUGUUAAUGCUUCUCUGGGUAAUAUAUUAGAUGUGGGAGCCUCGGUUGGAGGAAACUCCGCCACUGUUGCCCCUGAAGUCGUCCCUGCAGUUCCUGCCGACUCUGUAAAACCUGAAUCAUCGCUCCUUGAUAUCGGUGCCAGUGUUUCGUUACCUAUCUUAGGCGACAGCUCGUUGCUUGAUGUUAAUGCUUCUCUGGGUAAUAUAUUAGAUGUGGGAGCCUCGGUUGGAGGAAACUCCGCCACUGUUGCCCCUGAAGUCGUCCCUGCAGUUCCUGCCGACUCUGUAAAACCUGAAUCAUCGCUUCUUGAUAUCGGUGCCAGUGUUUCGUUACCUAAUAUCUUAGGCGACAACUCGUUGCUUGAUGUUAAUGCUUCUCUGGGUAAUAUAUUAGAUGUAGGAGCCUCGGUUGGAGGAAACUCCGCCACUGUUGCCCCUGAAGUCGACCCUGCGGUUCCUGCCGACUCUGUAAAACCUGAAUCAUCGCUACUUGAUAUCGGUGCCAGUGUUUCGUUACCUAUCUUAGGCGACAACUCGUUGCUUGAUGUUAAUGCUUCUUUGGGUAAUAUAUUAGACGUGGGAGCCUCGGUUGGAGGAAACUCCGCCACUGUUGCCCCUGAAGUCGUCCCUGCGGUUCCUGCCGACUCUGUAAAACCUGAAUCAUCGCUACUUGAUAUCGGUGCCAGUGUUUCGUUACCUAUCUUAGGCGACAGCUCGUUGCUUGAUGUUAAUGCUUCUCUGGGUAAUAUAUUAGAUGUAGGAGCCUCGGUUGGAGGAAACUCCGCCACUGUUGCCCCCGAAGUCGUCCCUGCGGUUCCUGCCGACUCUGUAAAACCUGAAUCAUCGCUACUUGAUAUCGGUGCCAGUGUUUCGUUACCUAUCUUAGGCGACAGCUCGUUGCUUGAUGUUAAUGCUUCUCUGGGUAAUAUAUUAGAUGUGGGAGCCUCGGUUGGAGGAAACUCCGCCACUGUUGCCCCUGAAGUCGACCCUGCGGUUCCUGCCGACUCUGUAAAACCUGAAUCAUCGCUACUUGAUAUCGGUGCCAGUGUUUCGUUACCUAUCUUAGGCGACAGCUCGUUGCUUGAUGUUAAUGCUUCUCUGGGUAAUAUAUUAGAUGUGGGAGCCUCGGUUGGAGGAAACUCCGCCACUGUUGCCCCUGAAGUCGACCCUGCGGUUCCUGCCGACUCUGUAAAACCUGAAUCAUCGCUACUUGAUAUCGGUGCCAGUGUUUCGUUACCUAUCUUAGGCGACAACUCGUUGCUUGAUGUUAAUGCUUCUUUGGGUAAUAUAUUAGACGUGGGAGCCUCGGUUGGAGGAAACUCCGCCACUGUUGCCCCUGAAGUCGUCCCUGCGGUUCCUGCCGACUCUGUAAAACCUGAAUCAUCGCUACUUGAUAUCGGUGCCAGUGUUUCGUUACCUAUCUUAGGCGACAGCUCGUUGCUUGAUGUUAAUGCUUCUCUGGGUAAUAUAUUAGAUGUAGGAGCCUCGGUUGGAGGAAACUCCGCCACUGUUGCCCCCGAAGUCGUCCCUGCGGUUCCUGCCGACUCUGUAAAACCUGAAUCAUCGCUACUUGAUAUCGGUGCCAGUGUUUCGUUACCUAUCUUAGGCGACAGCUCGUUGCUUGAUGUUAAUGCUUCUCUGGGUAAUAUAUUAGAUGUGGGAGCCUCGGUUGGAGGAAACUCCGCCACUGUUGCCCCUGAAGUCGACCCUGCGGUUCCUGCCGACUCUGUAAAACCUGAAUCAUCGCUACUUGAUAUCGGUGCCAGUGUUUCGUUACCUAUCUUAGGCGACAACUCGUUGCUUGAUGUUAAUGCUUCUUUGGGUAAUAUAUUAGACGUGGGAGCCUCGGUUGGAGGAAACUCCGCCACUGUUGCCCCUGAAGUCGUCCCUGCGGUUCCUGCCGACUCUGUAAAACCUGAAUCAUCGCUACUUGAUAUCGGUGCCAGUGUUUCGUUACCUAUCUUAGGCGACAGCUCGUUGCUUGAUGUUAAUGCUUCUCUGGGUAAUAUAUUAGAUGUAGGAGCCUCGGUUGGAGGAAACUCCGCCACUGUUGCCCCCGAAGUCGUCCCUGCGGUUCCUGCCGACUCUGUUAAACCUGAAUCAUCGCUACUUGAUAUCGGUGCCAGUGUUUCGUUACCUAUCUUAGGCGACAACUCGUUGCUUGAUGUUAAUGCUUCUCUGGGUAAUAUAUUAGAUGUGGGAGCCUCGGUUGGGGGAAACUCCGCCACUGUUGCCCCUGAAGUCGUCCCUGCGGUUCCUGCCGACUCUGUAAAACCUGAAUCAUCGCUACUUGAUAUCGGUGCCAGUGUUUUAGCUACUGGCUCUGUGGGACCUGAAUCAUCAACAGUUAGCGCCGAUGCAACCUUACCGGUUGAUGCGAUUGUUACCGUACCUAGUACAAACUUAGCCCCUGAAACAGGAGCAUCAUUAUUGGAAGUAACUACGCAGGUGUGAAUAAAAAUGUUUGUUAAAUGUU